CAGGCAGAAUCGAACCGCAUCGUUCUGGUUUCUCGGUUCCACGAAUGCAAAAAACUUCAAUCGUUCCUGCGGCGUCGUACCUUGUGUAGCGGCUACGUUUCGUGCUCGUGCUGUUAGAGUUGAAAAUAAAAUAUUCGGGAAGUUUCCCAUUUAAGCUCCUAAAACUGGUGGAAAUCUGCUUCAGGUGAUUGGCCGUAACGUGUGCAAAAGCGAACUCGUGUCGCAGAUAGAAAAAAGGAUACCGAAACCGGACGCGUGGGAAAGCAAAAUGCCGGCUCCCGGAACAUUUAAACUCUUCAUCGGCAAUGUCGAUGAGAAGACGCAGCCCUCGGAUUUACGUCCACUGUUCGAAAAAUACGGAACCGUAGUCGAGUGUGAUGUGGUUAAAAAUUACGGCUUCGUGCAUAUGGAGAAUGAAGACCAGGGGCGUGAUGCGAUUCAGAACCUUGACGGGUACGUGGUCAAUGGUAAAGCGAUUAAAGUGGAAGCAGCCAGGAAUCGUCGCGCGCCGAACACAAACACAACGAAAAUAUUCGUAGGCAAUUUGACCGACGUGACCCGCGCUCCGCAAGUUCGCGAACUCUUUCAGAAGUACGGUACCGUUGUCGAGUGCGAUAUCGUGCGCAACUACGGUUUCGUCCACCUGGACCCGACCGGGGAUGUAAACGAAGCAAUCCGUGAAUUGAACGGCAUGAUGGUGGACGGGCAGCCUAUGAAGGUCCAAGUCUCCACCAGUCGGGUACGCCCGAAGCCCGGUAUGGGCGAUCCGGAGCAGUGCUACCGCUGUGGCCGCUCCGGGCACUGGUCCAAGGAGUGUCCGCGUCUGCUCUGGUCCGAAACCAGGUUCCGCGAUCGACCGAUGUACGCCAGGGAUCCGUAUCCACCGCCGCCGCCGCCACCGUUCCUUCGCGAUCGCAUAAUGGAUGGAUUUAGGGACACCUUUGACUACUAUGACCGGUACGAUGAUCCGAGGGAUCUGUUCGAGCGGCGAUAUGGUAUUCGUGGCCGUGACUUUCCCCCCUUGAGAGCUCGCGAACCGAUGCCACCGAUUCCGCCAUUGAUGCGCCGUAGUGCGGUCGAAAGCAGCCGCAGCAGCACCUACGAUUCGAUGUUCAGUCGCCGCACACCUCCACCGACUUCUCGCAAUGGCAGCAGCAUUAGCCGUUUCGGUGUGUACGAAGACUUCAGUCGUGAUUCAUUCGACGACAGACGGCAGGGACUGCGAGGCCCGUCGCCGACUCAUCGGUAUGCUCCGUACUGAGAUGAGCUGCACCCGAUUGGCAUUAGCAGCAGCAACAACAAUGGACGCAGAUAUCAAUCUACUACCAGCUACUAUUACAAGACCAUAUAAAUGCUUGUAAGAAUUGAUUUUUUUAUUGUUGCCGCUGAUCUGACAAACAGUAUAAACAAUCAGCUCAUUACAUUUUUUUUGCUAAGUUCAUAUGCGAUUAAAUUCGGUCUUAUCCGUUUAUUCUAAGCCGUCGCAAUACAAUGGAAUUCAAAAAAUAAAUAGUUUUACUUUGAAGUUUGAUUAAAAAAUGUGUGGCAGCAAUUAAAAAUGCAUACACAUGUUUUAUCACUGUUUCAACAUUUCAAUAUCGCUUUGAUGAAUUGAUAGAGUAAUACAGAUUGUAUUUUAAUCAGUAAAAAAAUCAGCGUCGGUCGAAAAUACGACAUUUUGCGCUAACAAACUGAAUCACUUUCAUUUGUUGAGGUGAAGAUCAAUUCUAAGAAAAUGACAGUAUAUAACCGAUUGUCCUAAAUAUAUUUAUCACACGAUAAACUCUA
Messenger RNA from Wyeomyia smithii (pitcher-plant mosquito), 1788 nucleotides. It is a transcript of the gene lark, whose product is annotated as RNA-binding protein lark. Gene Ontology annotation, molecular function: mRNA binding; zinc ion binding. Gene Ontology annotation, cellular component: cytosol. The transcript is spliced from 3 exons. Bases 269 to 1261 code for a protein of 330 amino acids. NCBI's taxonomy places the organism in Eukaryota, Metazoa, Arthropoda, Insecta, Diptera, Culicidae. The record is from RefSeq and is a predicted model, not a curated record.